UUAACAUUGUUGGGAGAAAGUUUCACCAACGAUUUCUAGUUCAGAGAUCAGUCAGUUUAACUUUUUAACUCAUCAAGUAGGUCAUAACGCGCAACUUUUGGAGUAACUGUUAUCCUCGCGUGAGUGUCCGGAACCUUCUCUUGGAUGCAGUAUUCAGCUUGCAAGGCGCAAAGUUAAAUCCACCUCACAAACAUGCAGUAGUGCCAAACCAAAACGGUUUAAAAAGGGAUGAAAUUUGAAGUACGAAUGGAGGGGAUGAUGGUCCACCACCACAUCGGGAAACAGAAACUUUUAAGGUUUCUCAUAUUGUGCCUGACGUUCCUCAUCUUAAUAUCUGAAACGAACGCAGGUGUUAAGAAGUCCAACGAAGGUUGCGGAGGAAGAGACUGCAGUGGAGGCUGCAAAUGCUACCCAGAGAAAGGAUCCAGGGGCAUCCCAGGACCUCUGGGCUCACAGGGGCCCAAUGGCCCACCUGGACGUGAGGGGGACCCUGGCAUUGAGGGGGCGAAAGGACAGAAAGGGGACUAUGGAAGAACAGGCGUCACUGGCCUUAAAGGAUCUGUGGGAAUGACAGGAAUUCCAGGUUUUUCAGGAGGCAAUGGCAUUCCAGGACACCCAGGACAAGGCGGUCCGCGGGGGAAACCGGGUGCAGACGGCUGCAACGGGACGAGGGGAGACGGGGGGUUGCCAGGGACAUCAGGCACCUCGGGCAGAUCAGGAUAUCCGGGACAACCAGGUUUGAAAGGAGAGAAAGGUGACGAUUUGGAUCUCCAUAUCUUCAUGCGAAGGUUCCAGGGAGAGCCUGGCCCGGCAGGACCCGCCGGAUAUAAUGGGGCGCCGGGUGACCCAGGAUGGGUGGGGCCUAGAGGUACUCCAGGGCCACAGGGGCCAACUGGUUUCCAGGGACCCAAAGGCGAAAAGGGGACAAUGACCCAAGUGAUCAGGGGAGAGAAAGGAGAACUGGGGGACAUUGGCGAGCCAGGGAUUCCAGGGAACCUCACCUACCCGCACAGCCAGCUCCCCUCUCCAUUGCUCCCAGGUCCCGAUGGUGCAAGAGGGUUGAAAGGUCAACGUGGAGACAACGCUGACAACAAAGGAGAAGACGGUAUCAUGGGGAUGCCAGGACCACGGGGCCUGCCUGGUUUGAAUGGACAGCCAGGACUAAGGGGUGAACCCGGAUAUCCUGGCUUUUCUGGAAGACGAGGACAGAAGGGUGCGAUAGGAGAAGCUGGCGAGCUCAUCUACAGUGAUUCCUUUGGUGGGCAGCGAGGAGUUGGGCUGCCGGGCCCCCCAGGACAGCUAGGCCCCCAGGGAGAGAGGGGACCCCAGGGGGAGAAAGGCCUGCCUGGUCGCCCCGGACCUCCCUCCUCGGAACAACAAACAUGGGACUUUUUUGGCCCAUUUGGUGAGAAGGGCUUCAAAGGCCAGAAGGGUUCUGAGGGGGAGGCAGGAACCCCCGCCACACAGCCAGGACCCCCCGGAGACGAUGGCUCGGCGGGCCACACGGGACCGCCUGGACCUCGAGGAUCAUGGGGAGAGCAUCUGAAAGGAGCGGCAGGCCCGGGGGGACGGCCAGGUUCAGCUGGGAGGAGAGGAGGGAAAGGAGAUCAUGGUGACUGUGAGUGCAACUCUGUAAGUGAGCUUCCCGGCCUCCCUGGUCCUGCUGGUAGCAUAGGCGACCUUGGCAUGUCGGGAGAGUGGGGUCAGCAAGGUGACCAAGGGGACCAAGGUCGCCCUGGUACAUCUGGCGUAACUGGUUUUCCGGGACCUGAUGGCUCUUCUGGGCCCAAGGGAAGAAAAGGAGAACCCACAGUGGCAACUCAAAAAGGAUCACCAGGGGACCCAGGAGACCCAGGAUCGUCAGGAGGCCCAGGGCCCCAAGGCCGCAACGGCUUCAGCGGGGCUCCAGGUAUCCCUGGAAUCCAGGGCUCCCAAGGCGAUGGGCCGGUUGGACAGUCUGGAGAACCUGGCAAUGGAGGCCGACCAGGUCUGCCUGGAUUCCCUGGAGCACCAGGGGAGCCUGGCGAGGCAUUAGGUGCCGCCAAAGGGGAGACGGGUCCGUCCGGUGACCCCGGAAUCCAAGGCUAUGAUGGCAUGCCCGGUCCCGCGGGAACCCCAGGAGGCUGUAUUCAAGUUGGAGAACGAGGCCUGGUGUAUAAAGAAGGGGAGUGUGAUGCAGUCCCUGGACCUCCAGGUAAGCCAGGAAGCCCUGGCCUUCCGGGGCUGGAUGGUUUCCCAGGGCUUCCAGGGAUCAAAGGUUUUGCGGGCCUCUCUGGGGAGGAGGGGGUCAAAGGAGAGAGAGGAGAGCUAGGCCGGGGAGGACUCCCUGGUCCAAAUGGCUUUACUGGUCCCCGUGGAGAGUUGGGUAUACCUGGUUUCAAAGGUUCUGAUGGAAACCAUGGCCAAACUGGUCGCGAUGGUCGAAAUGGUGAACCAGGUCAGAAGGGUGCCCAUGGUGAGGUGUUAUACGCUUCCACUGGGUCCCCUGGCGAACCUGGACCUCCUGGACAACUUGGAGAGCCCGGACUCCAAGGAGCACCUGGACCUCGGGGAUACCCAGGAAUGGAUGGCAUGCCUGGCAUGAUAGGCUUCAAGGGUGAAUUUGGUCCUGCUGGCCUGUCAGGAGAAUUAGGUCGACCAGGCCCGAAAGGAAAGCACGGUUUCCCUGGGCUGCCAGGGACAGCUGGUAUUCCAGGACCUCAAGGAACCAACGGACUUCCAGGUUUCCCUGGAGAUCGGGGGACUGAUGGAGACCCUGGCCCCCCAGGGCCCGUCGGCCUUAAAGGGUCUUCUGGUGCACCUGGCGGUGAGGGGGCCCCUGGAAACACAGGGCCACUGGGAGAUUCCGGAAAUCCAGGAUCAGCUGGAUACAUUGGUGUUGAAGGUUUGAAAGGUUACCAAGGUUAUCAAGGUAUGCCAGGGUUUACUGGUAUGCGAGGGGUGAGUGGAUUGAAGGGCUAUUCUGGAGUGAAAGGACAGCCUGGACUUCCAGGAGGAACAGGGCUGAAGGGUGGCAUGGGAAGUCCUGGCCUAAAGGGGGCCAGAGGCAUGCCAGGCCCACCAGGACAGAAGCCUGUCAUGAUGCUAAAGGUGAAGGAGGAGAUGAAGGGUGCAAAGGGGGACCACGGCACUCUAGGCUUGCAUGGCUUCACCGGCCCCAGAGGGCCUAAAGGCCUCCCGGGGGUUCCUGGUGCUGAGGGCUACGAUGGCUACCCAGGAGAGCCCAGUAGUGUGAAGGGUGUGCACGGAGAAUGCGGAGUUGAGGGGUUUACUGGCCAGAAAGGUUUGCCAGGUCCCACCGGUCCAGAAGGAAUUGGAGGAUUUCCUGGAAUGCCAGGAUACAGGGGGGAGAAGGGUGGAACUGGUGCCUUUGGGCGAACAGGAGAGACCGGGUUCAAGGGUGUCAAAGGUGAGCAUGGUCCUACUAUUGAUCUCCCUGGAGCUACCGGGCACCGGGGUGAACCAGGGCUACCAGGUUUUUCAGGUGGCCUGGGGCUCAUCGGUGUCCCGGGAGACAGAGGCAACACUGGCUUCUUUGGUAUGAAUGGCAGGAAAGGAGGACCAGGUGAACCUGGUGGUUUUGGAGGCCUAGGGUCUGACGGACAGCAGGGGUCCCCUGGCACCCAGGGCCAUAAGGGCUGGCCUGGAGUCCCGGGUACCUCCGGAAACAAAGGAACUGAUGGCCAUGGUGGACAACCAGGUUUCCCUGGCCAGAAAGGAAUUGUUGGACUCGAUGGCCUCAAAGGACACAAGGGAGUGCCUGGCAUUCCAGGUGGUGACACAGUCGGGCCCCCAGGUCACCCUGGUACUAAAGGGCAGAAGGGAGAGUCCGGUGUCCCCAGCACAGAGGUCGGCAACCGAGGGGGAGAUGGCCUGCAAGGAUUCCCAGGAGAUCAAGGUGAUCAAGGAUGGCCUGGCCCUCAAGGCCCACAGGGUUCCCCAGGGUUUGGAGGCACUCCUGACAGACCUGGACGGCCUGGAGAUCCUGGUUUUCCUGGACAGAGAGGAUUCCCAGGUUUUCCUGGACCCAGAGGCACUCCGGGCAUCCCAUCCCCAUUUGGAGCAAAGGGAGAGAAGGGCAUAGCAGGCCUGUUUGGCUUACCUGGCCUGAGGGGCCUCCACGGAGACAGAGGACAGCGAGGAUACUCUGGACCAGAAGGGGUGUCAGGACAGAAAGGGGUUAAAGGUGAAACAGGAAUGAUGGGACCUCCUGGUAAGGCGGGUCUAAAAGGAGACCGUGGCUUCACGGGUCCAAAAGGACAGACUGGACCAACAGGUUUCCCUGGGACUACAGGAUCCCCAGGACUUCCUCCUAGCCCAGUCCAAGUCCCUGGAGAGAGAGGGCCACAGGGGCCACCUGGAUCAUGGGGACCUGCUGGGUCUACAGGACAAUCAGGCUACCCAGGAACACCAGGAGAUCAAGGCCUACUGGGGCCUAAAGGACACAAAGGAAUGCCAGGAAUCAGUGGCCAUUCGGGAACACCUGGUUUCCGUGGAGAUCCAGGACACGGGGGACACUCUGGUCUUCAAGGCCUGGAAGGUUCUCGGGGCCACCCUGGCGUCGCUGGUCUGCCUGGCAUGCCUGGGCGCAGCGUGAGCGUGGGCUACCUGCUGGUCAAGCACAGCCAGUCCGAGCAGUCGCCCAUGUGUCCAGUGGGCAUGUCCAAGCUGUGGGACGGCUACAGCCUGCUCUACUUCGAGGGCCAAGAGAAAGCCCACAACCAAGACCUAGGUCUGGCGGGCUCUUGCCUCCCUCGCUUCAGCACCAUGCCCUUCCUCUACUGUAACCCUGGGGAUCUGUGCUACUAUGCCAACCGCAACGACAAGUCCUACUGGCUGUCCACCACGGCAGCCAUUCCCAUGAUGGCGGUGGAGAGGCACGACAUCAAGCAGUACAUCAGCCGCUGCUCUGUGUGCGAGGCACCCUCGGUGGCCAUCGCCGUGCACAGCCAGGACACCACCAUCCCGCAGUGCCCCCAGGGCUGGCGCAGUAUGUGGAUCGGAUACUCCUUCCUCAUGCACACUGCAUCGGGAGGCGAGGGCGGUGGCCAAUCGCUGGUGUCGCCGGGCUCGUGCCUGGAGGACUUCCGCACCGCGCCUUUCAUCGAGUGCAACGGCGCCAAGGGCUCGUGCAACUACUUCGCCAAUGAGUACAGCUUCUGGCUCUCGUCCACCGAGCAGAACUUCCACAGCUCGCCCAGAAGUGAGACGCUCAAGGCCGGCCAGCUGCUCUCGCGCAUCAGCCGCUGCCAGGUCUGCAUGAAGAACUUGUGAGCCAAUCUGACGCCCUGAGCUCACAUCCGGUUCCCACCGUCACUCCAAAGCAUCACACACACACACACACACACACACACACACACAGACACACACACACACCAGAAACCUGUGCUCUACCACCAACCCUACGUCCCACACCAAGUGCAGACCACACCAUUAGCAGAACUUACGCAAGUGUAUAAACCACUGUCCCCCACAUCUGGCGUAGCACUCCAUCCCUUAAGAAAAACAAAUGUAAAAAAAAAAAUCACAUUUUUGUACUUUCUUAUUAUAUAUGAACCUGGUGCUUCCUGUCUAACUUAUUACCUCAGCUAUGUAUUAAAAUGAUCAUUUUUAAUAACAACAAAGUACAGCUGAACCAAAGAUGCCCGUAUGUAUGCACUGCUUCCCUUGUUGGCUUCAUGUUCUUGUUUUCUGUCAAAGAUUCUUAAGAUCUCUUUCACAUUCAUUUUGUUCAUGCAUUUAUUCUAACACUGAUCCUCACAUGUGUGAGUGACCUUUAAGUGAGUCAUCCACUGGUGGAAUGGAAUUUGAAAUGGCCUGUCUGAAUUAGUGAAGGGAUUGCGGUGACUGGUUCAUUCCAGUUCACUUACAAGCGCAGGUUAUUGAAUAAGACUUCCAAAAUGAAUCUCCUAACCUCACUCACACUAGUUCAAAAUCUAGCGUAGUCUCAGAUUCAGGUUUAAGUGAUACGCCAAAUGUCUAAAAAAUCAAAAAGAUUUGAUUCAGUGCACAGAAUGGUUUCAGAUAUUUUGGAGUUUUUUUGUUGUCGUUUUGCAAAUGCUUGGUUUUACUUACUUGCUCUUACUCUGAAACCAGAAAUUAAAAAAUAUAUAUAAAUAUAAAUAUAUAUUCAUUUUCUGUUUUAGCAUUGGAAUAUCCCUUUAAAGUGUCUGCACCGACACUCUCUGGCUCUUCCGUCUGUGUUAUGUGUAUUACUAAUCUGUUCUUAUCUUCCAAGCCCGCUACUCACUAUGAGCCUGAAACUAUACAGUGCUAAGCUGCAGUUCCAACAUUGAAUCUAUCCUUGCAUAUGAAUAAUACUGUGCUUUUUUAUCAUUUCCAGUGUAGUCCACUAGACUGUAGAGCUGAAAGUGUAUAGGCCCUUAAACAGUUUCAUGAUAUAUUUACACAAAUUGCACUGAUUUUCUUGUUAUUAUAUGAGUUCACACCAAGAAUACAUGAGGUGUGUCUUCAACAGGUAAGCCCAAAGUAGACCUUUGACCAGAAACAUGUUGUAUAUGUCUGACAACCGUGUUGUCCUUGACAUGAAUGCAUGCCAGCAGAAUGAAAGCAGAUACUGCAGUAAAUGUACCUACACUUAUAAAGAAAGGCUUUCUUGUCAGCUUCACUGCAAUCUGUAAACUCCACAGAGGAGUGUGUUCAGAGGACAUGUGAGGUCUGAUAGACAUACAAGUGUGCAUUUGAGGUCUGAUAUUUAAAAAGAAAGACAGACACCAAACCCACUCUUCCAAGACAACCAUAAUGAGUAGCCAUCAGGCCUUGCAUUGAUACACAUAUUCUGGUCCAGUGUGCAGGUUAGACCUUGCUGAACAGUCUCCUCAGCACAACUCAUUUGGUUGCGUACUUUGAUCAGCUUCAAUAAAGUGCCCAUAAGAAUGAUGCCAAUUUGUGUUUUUUUUAUUUGUUUCUAUUUGUAAAUUUCCAUUGUUUUAAUGGCACAUAUCUGUAAGCUGUUCCUGUGGCUGUUGUAAUGUAAUUAUGUUGGAUAUAUUUGAGUGCUACCUUAUGAAUAUGUCUAAUGUUAGUGUACUUGAAUAACAACAAAAUACAUGCUUUUGAUUGUUAGACUUUGUGUCCCCGUGUUUUUUUUUUUUUAAGCUGACCAGUCCGAGGUUGAACUUGUUUUUGUGCCAUUAAAUGUUUUAUGCCAUAAAUCUCAUACAAGUAGACCAAA
Molecule: messenger RNA, 7195 nt
Organism: Clupea harengus (Atlantic herring)
Lineage: Eukaryota; Metazoa; Chordata; Actinopteri; Clupeiformes; Clupeidae
Gene: col4a2
Product: collagen, type IV, alpha 2
Biological process (GO): extracellular matrix organization
Cellular component (GO): collagen trimer
Molecular function (GO): extracellular matrix structural constituent conferring tensile strength
Source: RefSeq, a predicted model, not a curated record